This is a messenger RNA of Thalassophryne amazonica, 2264 nucleotides long. RefSeq names its product transmembrane protein with EGF-like and two follistatin-like domains 1a (gene tmeff1a). The transcript is spliced from 10 exons. Bases 353 to 1444 code for a protein of 363 amino acids. Gene Ontology annotation, molecular function: protein binding. The record is from RefSeq and is a predicted model, not a curated record. NCBI's taxonomy places the organism in Eukaryota, Metazoa, Chordata, Actinopteri, Batrachoidiformes, Batrachoididae.
UGCUGCUUUGUGAGCGGAUCCGGAUCAGACGGAACCGGAUCGUCCUGACUCGGGUACCGGGUGUGACGAGCUGAAUCCUGCGUGAGGACGCAGGGCGGAUGGAGAGGAUGCUGCUGCCGCCUUCUCCUCCAUCCUGCACGAACCGGACCGCGUCCGAGGCUUCGUGAGCGCACACGGUUCUGUCCUGGUUCUGUCCUGGUUCUGUCCUGGUUCCUGCGGCUUUUUGCUGAGCGGCGCAGAGCGCGCGCGGCGCCUGCAGCGCUUUUUGCGGCUUUUGAUUUUCUCUCCCCCAGAAUUGGAUCAUUAUUUUUCCACCUGAAUCCAGAAUUCUUUUGUGGUCUGCUGGAUCAUCAUGCUGUCCGGGACCGGGAGGAGUCUCGGCGAUGCUGUCCGGUACCUGGUGUCCGCGUGCGUGCUGUGCGUGCUGCUCCACCUGCCGGAAGCGCGUGCGUCUUAUUACCCACAGAGCGCAGAGUGCAAAGGCAAAGAGUGCGCAGAUCUGUCGGAGAAGAAGAGUGACCUGAGGGUUUGUGACGACUCCACAUGUCGAUUCGGCGGCGUCUGCAGAGAUGAUGGCGCUCAGCUCAAAUGUGUUUGCCAGUUUCAGUGUCACAAAAAUUACGUCCCAGUGUGCGGCUCGAACGGGGACACCUACCAGAAUGAGUGCUACAGGCGACAGGCGUCCUGCAAACAGCAGAGGCUCAUCUCCCGCGUGUCAGACGGACCCUGCUCCGCCGAUCCUGGAUCAGGUUCAGGAGACUCAGACGAUGACGAGGGUUCGGCCACUGAAGUCGGCAAAAAAUUCACAAAGUGCAGCACGUGUAAAUAUGGAGCCGAGUGUGAUGAAGACUCUGAAGAUGUGUGGUGUAUCUGUAACAUCGACUGCAGUGGCCACAACGAGAACCCAGUGUGCGCCACCGACGGCAACUCGUACAACAACCCCUGUCUGGUCAGAGAGGCAUCAUGCAUGAAGCAGGAGCAGAUCGAUGUCAAACACCUGGGCAGGUGUCCCGUGGAUAAAGACAAAGUGGGGAAGAAAGAUGACGGCAGCCCCUUCAAAAUAAAUGUAUUAGAAACCAAAGGUUUGGACCAGGGUGACGGAUUCUACGCCGGAAUGCCGAUCCCCUGCGCCGAGAGCUACACCAGAUUCUGUGUUCAUGGGAAAUGUGAAAUCAAAUACAACAUGGCCACCUGCAGAUGUGACGCCGGCUACAAAGGGACUCAGUGUGACGAGCCACAGGACUUCAACAUACUCUAUGUUGUCCCUAGUGGACAGAAGCUGCACUACGUCCUCAUUGCCGCCAUAAUCGGUGCCGUGCAAAUCGCCAUUAUUGUUGCUGUGGUGAUGUGCAUCACAAGAAAAUGUCCAAAAAACAACAGAGGUCGUCGUCAAAAACAGAACCUGGGACACUUUUCCUCGGACACUAACUCCAGGAUGGUAUAGCCGUGUUUCUCGCUCCUUUUUGAUAAGUUUUUUCUUACAGCGUGGGAAUGUCCUUUUUAAAUGUGUGGUUUAAUUUUCAUUACUUCUGGAAAAAUGUAAAAAUUAAGAAAGAAGAGGAUGUUUAUUUCAGGGGCCUUAUUUUGCCUUUUGGAAUUUGUGGUCGUCAGUGACACAGUCUUUUUUCUUUCUUUCUUUCUUUUCUUUUUAACUGCCGGAAGCCGAACCAACAAAAUCUUGUCACUUUCCAUCAUUACAUGUUCACCGUCCUAAUAAAAGAUUUUUUGCUUAUGCAGUAACAUCUGCCCCUCUGGAAUGUGCUAUUUAUUAAAAAUAAUUAUUUGACCUUCUUUUUUAUUUUUAUUAUUAAUCUGCAGCUGAUCACCAAAUGUUUUUAUUUUAAAUAAUAUGUUAAUAUAAAAUUCCACAUGAAGGUUUCAGUGUGUUUUAACAAGCAAAUAAUUUAUUACAGUCGUAUUUGAAAGCUUUUUAUGUUCAUCUUUGUUUCGAAAUAAGUUAAUUUUUAACUUGGGGUUGCUGUAUAAUCGCAUGAUUCGUGAAAUCUGUGUACUGUGGUGUAGUAUGAACUUUUUAAAAGCCGGCAGAAUCGACGCCUCCUCUAGGGCGGCGCCGCUGAGGGUCUAUGGCGGCGGUGCAAGAUGGUGGCAGGAAAUGGUGUUGGACUGACAGAGGAGGAACCUCCUGGUUUUCAGAGGACAAAACAAGAACACUCACAGACGUCACUGACAGCAGAGGAAGACACUUUUGCUUUGAUGAGGAAACGAUUUGUUGGUCAGGUUUCCUGCUCUGGAAAAUAAUGAAA